This is a messenger RNA of Ochlerotatus camptorhynchus, 1118 nucleotides long. Its product is annotated as BCL2/adenovirus E1B 19 kDa protein-interacting protein 3-like. The transcript has 6 exons. The coding region runs from base 16 to 822 and encodes 268 amino acids. Gene Ontology annotation, cellular component: mitochondrial outer membrane; mitochondrial envelope; nucleus. The record is from RefSeq and is a predicted model, not a curated record. Gene Ontology annotation, biological process: mitochondrial outer membrane permeabilization; positive regulation of apoptotic process. NCBI's taxonomy places the organism in Eukaryota, Metazoa, Arthropoda, Insecta, Diptera, Culicidae.
CGAAAGCAAAUUUUUAUGGUUAACCACCGGAAACAUCGAUCGUCUCAUUUUUUAUUUCCAUUCCAGCAGGAAGCUUUCAAUAUUCUAAUUUGUUUUUCUCAUUGUCCACCUUCCAUUUUUCUUUUUUUUGUUGCAGAAUCAUGGAUCGAACUAUCAUCUAGCACAAACACAUGUCCCAAGAGCCCCGAUCGGACGACUCCGUUACCGUUUACCUCGGUGGAAGAGUAUCUGAGACUGCUACGCGAGGCUCAGCGAGAGUCGAAAGAAUCAAGCCGAGUUGCGUCAUUGACUAGUUCGCGGAGGGAUUCACCUCGUGGAAGCCCGAAAUCGCCACCCAACAGCCCUAAUACCGAGCUUGCCACCACCGAAGAAGAGCUUAGAGGUGUCUACAUCAACUAUCUCAAUAGGGUCGACGUCAUACCAAAUGGAGACCUGAUACGCCGUGCAUUCACUUCAUAUUUGCUUCUGAAGUUGGAAGCCUGCGCGAAGCAGAUUGAGGAGCAUGAAGCGCGAAUGAAGAAAACCAUAAAGGAAGGAGCUGCUACCGCUCAAAAGGAUAAUGACUGGGUAUGGGAAUGGAGCAGUCGGCCGGACCAGCUGCCUCCAAAAGACUGGAAGUUUGAACAUCCCAAACAAGGUGUUCGACGUGGGCAACAAGGAUAUUCCAUGCGGCUGACUCGAGUAGGCAAAAAUUCACUCUUCUCUAGAGAAGUUUUGUAUUCACUUGUACUGACCAAUGUAUUAUCGUUGCUGCUGGGUGCCGGAAUUGGCGCCUGGUUACAUAAACGAGGACUGCUUUUCACACGUAUUUCGAUUGAAUAAUCUGCUGAAGGACUAUCUUAAGAACAUCACUAGAUGGCUUCCGGUAGCAGCGAAAUGAUCAUGAUCCAUGCUUUAUUGUCCAGAAUCCGUUGCUCGACCUGUGGCCAUCUCCCGAUAGAAUUAGUCAUAGUGUCAAAAGAAACGAAAAUCAGUUCAAGCACAGAGAAAUAGCAAUUUUCUUCACAAACACUAGACGUUUCCUGAAGCAAACACAUUCUAAUGGAAACUGAAACCUUCCAGUUCAUUUGAGAUAAAUUCUUGUUGGCAAAUUUGCUGGAAACUCAGGAAAGCGAUUG